Messenger RNA from Erpetoichthys calabaricus (reedfish), 4238 nucleotides. Its product is annotated as mesothelin-like protein. Gene Ontology annotation, biological process: cell-matrix adhesion. NCBI's taxonomy places the organism in Eukaryota, Metazoa, Chordata, Cladistia, Polypteriformes, Polypteridae. The transcript has 11 exons. Gene Ontology annotation, cellular component: cell surface. The record is from RefSeq and is a predicted model, not a curated record. Bases 134 to 1318 code for a protein of 394 amino acids.
UCUUGACACGCUGAGACGCGCCCACCCGCACCCAGGAGCCCUACACCUGCUCUCUAGGCGCUAAAUCUAUUAGCAGCGUCCCAGAGCAAGUGGCAGCCACGAACAGGACGAGACACUUUUUUCUUGGAACAAGAUGAAGAGACACUGUUUAAAACAGGCAACUACCACAACGGUUCUCACCUUCCUUCUGGGAAGCCUAAUGUACCAAUCAUAUGCCAAGGCCAGAAUAGCACCAUUGAAUGUGGAAGAACAAGAAAAGAUAGCAUGUCUCCUUCAAGACAACAGAGAAAUCUGCAGUCAUUUCAGAGUCAAGCGAGACACAAGCAGUUGUGAGAAUAACAAUUACAUUACUGCAGCUGUUAUAAACAGUUCUCUUUUUCCAAUCACGUACACCUCUUCUCAGUUUGACGCGUGUUUAAGCAACCAGACGGUGAAGGAAAACUUGCAAAUUUUAGUUUAUAAAAUUUAUAUGAUAAAUUUGCAGCAGAUGAUUCUGGACAAACUGGAUGAGGCCUACCCAUAUGGAGUUCCAGAAGAUCAGGUGCUGGUACUUCAACCUAUUGCAACAGUGGCCUCUGUAAAAAACAUCAAUAACUGGAACAUUACUAAACUGUCAACACUGGAAGCCUUAUUGAACACAUCCUAUGGAUCAUGGACUGCUAACCAGACAGCAGCACUCAUCGCACGCUAUUUAGGUGCUGGCAAUCCUCUUGAUUUAAAUUUGCUGCAAGCAAUCGGAGGGCCCGGCAUUUGCACAUUUAAUAUAAAUCUGCUGAGUAAUAUAAGUGAAGAAAUUCUGAGGGAUUUGGGGCCAAUAAACAUUUCUACAUGUUCUCUUGACAAGAAACAACUGUUGUAUGCUAAAGCCAAAUUAGCAUUCAUGGGUGAACGGAAUAACACCAAGCAGUACUACUCUGACUUGACCAAUUAUCUGGGUGGUGCUCCCCUGGAAGAUAUAAAAGGACUCAUUAAUGAUAAUUUUACUCUGGACAUGCCAACACUCUUAACCUUAGACCCCAAUGUGUUACUGCAACUCAGUGCCUUAGAUGUCAAGAGAAUUCUUGGUGAUAAAAUAGUAACACUGCCUCAGUAUGAGAGUAACCCAAUAGUACAACAGUGGAUUGAUAACCAGCCACAGUCGGCCCUGGCGUUCCUGAACCUCAACCUAACUGGGGGCUUGGUAUACAACAAUCCUCCAUGGGUAUUCAACUUCUCCAUAUAUAUACCAGUUACUGGAAGAGGCAGCGUGAACUUGCCAGAGGUGUUGGCCACAAUUCUGACUGCUUUGCUGAUGGCCUCAUGGCAGACGUUUAUGUGAUGGAGGCACUUCAAAGUGGCUGAAAUGCUGCUAAAUGGACUAAGAAUAUAGAGGGCUGCUGGCAUAUUCUGUUCUCUUUAAGAAAGGAACUUGAGGCACACAAGCAGGCGCCUUUUGGAGUGUUUUUUUUUUUUUUCUUUUUCUUGAUAAACACAUUUUUUUAUUCCAGCUUUCAUUGUGCAAUUUAACUUUGAUUGUAAUCUUUAUAAUGUAAUAAUGUUAGAAAAUGUUAAUAUAGCUGAACUCAAGCUGUUAUUAGGACUUGCUCACAAGUGCUUCAUGUUCUAAAGUUUGAGCAGCAUGGCACGCUCUGUUGCUUUCUCGCUCUUAAUUUUAAAGAGAAACAUCACAUCACUGUAUUAUGAGAUAUUUCCUACAUAUUUAUUAUAUAUUGGAUAUAAGAUUUACAGGGAGAUUACUGCCAUACCAUGAAAUGAACGGGGUCAGGGACAUCUUGCUCAGCUUUCCCUUCCCUUAUAAUAUUUUAUGUUAUAUUUGUAUUUGCAAUGCCAAUGAAUCCUGUAAUGAAUAUUUUUAUUAUGUAUUGUUAAUGACUUCCUACUAUGUUAAAUUUAAAAUUUACCUUAAAGUACAAUUAUAUAGACAUUUUUCCUUUAGGCAUUUAUGGAGCACAGACAGGUUAAGGGACUUGCUCAGGGUCACACAAUGAGUCUGAAGUUGAUUGAAGCAGGAAGGGUUCAGGGCCUUAGCCACUACGUCACACUGACAGCAGACAAGUGACAUUUACUUCACCGUGGACCUUUCUCUAAUGACCACCAUGUCAAGCACAAAGCUCUUGUGCAGCCACUCACAUAUUGUUUAAGAUUUACACAGGGAAUUGGAGAAGAGGACUUGACUACCAACCUUGUGCUUUAAAGUCUGAUGCCUUGGUCACUGAGUCACGCUGCCUACCACAUUAAAAUUUCUUUCCAAAAUGCUACCCAGAUACAUUUUUACAUUAAAAUAGAAACUACAUUGCAUUUAACAACAUACGUGGAGCACUUAACUACAAGUAAAACUUCCUGUUCAAUAAUGCUUGUGAUAAGGCAAUCUAUCGCUGUUUCAACUUCAGAAAACAUUUAGUGGCUAAGAGCCAAAGGUUUGUGGGGUGUCACCCCAUGAACUGAACAGGCAGUAUUACUAAAAGAAAGAGGAUUUUAAAAUAAAAUAUAAAAACAAUGAUUUUUGAGAUAUUGGGCACAGUUUUGUAACUAAUAUGUAUAGCUUGUACAAGUAGCAGAAACUGGCAUUCAGUAAAACAUACCUGUUAGGCAAAUUCAUAGAAACAUUGUAGCGUAAACUUCACAUGCAGGACUGUACUGAUCAAGCAUCUAUGCCCAAAGAUGCACUAGUUGGGAUUAUCUGGAGACUUCCAACUGGCCAAAUGGGUGUGCAAAUGUCACAGGGUCCUGCGAUGGCUUGGCACUUUGUCUAGGGCCGAUUCCUGCCUUGUGUUCUGUGCUGCCAGGACAGGCUCAGCUGGCCCCAACUUGGAGUAAGUGGGAUUGGAAAAAUGCAUUUAUAUUGUGUCCAUCACACUUGGUGUAGUUCAGGGGCCAUCGACUUUCCUAGCAGUAUAAGGCACAGGGCAGGUGGAAACCUCAGAAACCCUUAAUAGUGCUAUGUUUAAAAAUAUUUAAUUAACACAAUUACUUUGAAAGGUGGAUUUUUCCAGGCUUUAGAAAAGUCCAGCAUGCAUUUUUAUUAGGAUAUGAUUUUUUUUUUUUUUCUUUUCAUACCAUCACAGACUACAAGUACAGCCUCUGCAUCAAAGGUCCUCAAGUUUAGAGCCGGGGUCCCCUGUGGCUGCAGGUUUUCCAGUCACUGAAUUGUUUCUACCUUCAUUUGAUCUCAUUUUAAUUUUUGGUUCUUUAUAUUUGUUUUCUUAUUUUGCAAUCAGAAAGGUUCAUUAGUGUUAGAUGUAUAUUGAUAAAAAAUAAAUAAUCAUCUAAAAAUAUGGCAAAAACACAUUUAACUCAUGAACUCGUUUUCCUUUCAAUUCACUUGUCCUGUGGAAUUUGCGAUCAACUGUAUCCGACAAAUUGUGACGAAAAGCGCAUGCGCAUCAGUGAAACGCCCAACUGCUCAUGGACAGCAGUUUUAGUGUCACCACUCACGUUAAUAAUAAGAAAUGGCAUAGGUGUUUUUUAAACUGUGACUUGUAUGAAAUUGGGUCGUGCUGAAUCAUGAAUUACAAUUGUACUGAAUGAGAAAGGGUCGCAAACGGUUAGGGGAAGGCCUUGCGGUGGGUUGCACCCGGACGGUGGGAAUGGGAACAACGAUGGUCCGCUGUGCAACCAGCUCAACUGGGUCGCGAAGAAAAAAAAGUUUAAGGACUACUGAUUUAGAUAACUAAACAACUAAGAAGAACAAAUUAGUUAAAAGAAAGAAAAAUAGCUGCUGCGUUUUAAACACAAAGCCCUGCUUCAUUUAAUAAAAAUUUUGCAUAAGCAGUUUAUACCCUUGCUUACUGGAUAUGUACAAAUAAAAGAUAAAAAUCGGUCGAGAUGAACACCUACAGCAACGUGGAGCCUCCAGGACUGAACUUGAGAAGCAGCAGGCUAAAUUAUGUAAUCUCAAUAGCUCAGGUUAAAAAAGAAAGGCUGAAAUAGAAAAAUGGUUAAUGCUAUUGCUCCUUGAAUACGGGAUGAUGGAUUUUUAAUAAAUGUACAAAGGCAAUGGGGCUAUAAAUAUCACAGUUCUUAUUGUAUUAUUUUGCAAUGCUAUGUUUUUUUUUCUUUAUGUUCCACUAGCCAAAUGAAGAGAUUACAUUUUCAUGUCAGGAAAAUGCCUUCUAAUUUAGCUAUUAAGGUUAUACUUUUCUUUUAUGUGUUAUACCCUUCUAAUUUAAGUAUAUGUAUAAGUAUAAGUUAAUAAAUUGCAAUUUAUAUACAUAAAUAUAUUUUGUCAUAGUGUGAAA